CCUGUCAUCCAGCGGCGGAGGAGGAGGCGGCAGCAGCAGAAGCGUGGGCGAACCGGGAGACCCUCUACAGUCACACCGAAACUCCGAGGCGGUGGACAGCUGCUGAGGAGCCGGAGUGCUUCACACAGAACGGAAGCUGCUUUCGGCUCAUAUUUGCUCUUCAUGGGAGCACCGCACGCUACAACAUCUGGAGCUCGCGCCUGUCAGUGAAACUACUCUUCCUCGUGCCCGCGUGAUGUGUGGCAGGUUUUAACUUAUGAAGUAACCGGCUUUUUCUCACUCGGUGGAGCCGACGGUGCCGUACUGGGCUGCAGGAAGCGGACUCAGUUUGGAGCUGGCAGGCGUAGAGGGAGCUAGUGAGCAUGGAUGAGCCAGGCAGCAGGAACAGCAGCCUGCAGAGGAAAAAGCCCCCAUGGCUCAAAUUGGACAUCCCAACCAUCCAGCUUACACCAGACGACACACCCACACACACUCAGCCAGUAAAGCGCCUGCGCAGUGUCAGCAUGCCAGGGGAAAACCCCCAGACCUGUAUCGCUGCUGUGGAGACAUCCAACAACUACCUCAGACCUCCUUUGGAGAGACUGCCCUCCUUCACACAGUCCAUCAAGAGUGAGAAAAGGGUGCGCUUCCAGCGGGUCAACACAGUUCCCCCAAAGGGCCAGAGGGGCCCAAGGAGGGUGUCAACCAUCCGAAGGCGCUCCUGCAUCCCCAAAAUACUGACCCGACGGCGUUCAUCUAUACCCAAACAGAUAAUCAGGGGCACAGCAGACUGGUUUGGGGUGAGCAAAGACAGCGACAACACCCAGCGAUGGAGGAGGAAGAGCCUGCAGCACUGCAGCCAUCUGUACGGGGGUCUAAAGGCACAGGUGAUACGGGAGAUGGAGUUACGCAGCCAAGACAACCUUUCCCUGGCCAGCACUGAGACCCCUCCUCCCCUCUACCUCCCACCCCACCACCCCAGUCACCAUCACUAUGGCAUACAGAGGAUUGUAGACCCCCUGGCCCGGGGUCGUGCCUUCCGAAUGGUAGAAGAGGUAGACGGCUUCAGUGUCCCGCAAACUCCCAUCACGCCCGGCACCGCUUCCCUCUGCUCCUUUUCCAGCUCCCGCUCCGUACUCAACCGGUUGCCACGACGACGCAAACGGGAGUCUGUUGCAGUCAUGAGUCUCAAAGCUGCAGCAGCUUUAAUGAAGGGCCGGACAUUAGGUGACAGCACCUCUGGGCGGUGUCGCAGACGGAGUUUCAUGCCUCCUAGUUUCUUUGAUGACGACACUCUGGACUUGCCUGAUGAGCUGGACACGUCCUUCUUCACCAGAGACGGCCUGCCGGAUGAGUUGUCCAGCUACGCUGAUGAAGUUUUUGAGACACCAUCAGAGGCUGCCCUCAAACAGCUGGAUGAGAGCGAGCUCACAGGAAGUGCGCUGGACAAGAAUGAACUGGAGAGGACUCACCUCAUGCUGCCCUUAGAGCGAGGAUGGAGGAAGGCAAAAGAUGGCUCUGUGGUCCACCCUAAGGUGCGUCUGAAACAGGAAGUAGUGAGUGUCAACAGCCAUGGCCAGCGGGGACAGAGGAUUGCGGUCCCCGUUAAGAAGCUGUUUGCCAGAGAGAAGAGGCCCUACGGGCUCGGCAUGGUCGGUCGUCUCACAAACCGGACGUACCGCAAGCGCAUUGACAGCUUUGUCAAAAGGCAGAUUGAGGACAUGGAUGAUCACAGGCCUUUUUUUACCUACUGGAUCACAUUUGUCCAUUUGCUCAUCACCGUUCUGGCUGUCACUAUCUACGGUGUUGCCCCUUUCGGCUUCUCACAACAUGAAACCGUUGACUCUGUGUUAAGAAACAAGGGAGUUUAUGAAAACGUUAAAUUUGUGCAACAGCAAAACUUCUGGGUUGGUCCAAGUUCAGAGGCACUGAUCCACCUGGGAGCCAAGUUUUCCCCCUGCAUGCGUCAAGACCAAGAGAUUCACAAACUGAUCCAGGAGAAGAGAGCGAGAGAGCGAGAAUCGGGCUGCUGUGUGAGGAACGAUCGCUCUGGCUGCCUGCAGACUUUACAAGAGGAAUGUUCGAGCACCCUGGCAGUGUGGGUGAAGUGGCCUCAGCACCCCAGUGCUCCAUAUCUGAACGGUACGCUACGCCAACAUGGUUCAGUCUGCCAUCAGGACCCCAGAAUUUGUCUGGAGCCAGCUUCAGUUUCGCCUCACGAGUGGCCUGAUGACAUCACCAAGUGGCCAAUUUGUACGAGGUACAACUCCGGGAAUCACACCAACCUCCCCCACAUAGACUGCACCAUCACAGGUCGGCCGUGCUGCAUCGGAACCAAGGGGCGAUGUGAAAUCACUUCAAGGGAGUACUGUGACUUCAUGCGCGGCUACUUCCACGAGGAGGCUACUCUCUGCUCACAGGUGGCCUGCAUGGACGACGUGUGUGGUUUGCUUCCUUUUCUCAACCCGGAAGUCCCAGACCAGUUCUCCAGACUCUGGCUGUCUCUCUUUCUUCAUGCUGGGAUCCUGCACUGUCUGGUGUCAGUGUUUUUCCAGAUGACGGUGUUGAGGGACAUUGAGAAGCUGGCUGGCUGGCUGAGAAUCUCUAUCAUCUACAUGCUAAGCGGCAUCACAGGCAACUUGGCCUCAUCCAUCUUCCUGCCCUACAGAGCAGAGGUGGGUCCUGCAGGCUGCCAGUUCGGCAUCCUCGCCUGUCUGUUUGUUGAGCUGUUUCAGAGCUGGCAGAUCCUCGAGCGGCCGUGGCGAGCUUUUGCCAAGCUGCUGGCCAUCUCGAUCUUCUUCUUCUCAUUUGGUUUUCUUCCUUGGAUCGACAACUUUGCCCACAUCUGUGGUUUUGUGUCGGGAUUCUUCCUGUCCUUCGCCUUUCUGCCUUACAUCAGCUUUGGGCGUUCUGACAUGUACCGGAAGCGGGUCCAGAUCUGUGUCUUCCUGUUAAUCUUCCUGGGUCUUGUCUCGGCCCUAGCCGUCCUCUUCUAUGUCUACCCUGUGAAGUGUGACUGGUGCGAGUACCUCACCUGCAUCCCCAUCACAGACAAGUUUUGUGAGAAGUAUGACCUGAAUGCACACCUCCUUUGAAUGAAACUUUUGCAAACGCUGGAUGUUGAUGAAGCUGUAAGUUGGAUGUGGCGCCACAAUGCAACUUGUGACUGAGCAAGAACAUUUCGUCUGGAGUGAUGAGCAGUUCAGGAUUUCAUGUGGACCUGUUUGUUUGACUGUUUCUAAAGGUACGACAGGCCCAUUCUGAGUAAAGGCUAUGCAUGACAGCCUUCAGGCAUUUUAUUAAAAACAUUCACACACCAAACUAAAAAUGUAAACAACUGGACUAAUCAAUGACCAGUCACACAGAGGAGUUACAAAGACAGUUUUUUUCCCCUGCCAAAUCACUUACCUCUUUUUUGUGGUAAAACUGACUCAACAGCACCCCUCAGUGGACACCUUCAAUGGAACUUUUUGUACUUUUUUAUUGACUAUUUCAUUAUGGAUUUGAAACUGUCCAAGAAAUGAGACUCUAAAAUGCUUAAAUGUGCCUUAUUGACACAAAACCAGACACACAAUGUAUUUUUGUGCCAAUUAUCAGUUUAUGAUCGCAGUUUAUGACAUUUUAGUUGCUGUUCGUAAAACUGAAGGAACUGCAUUCCACGCAAUCAUAAAAAUAUGUUUUUAUACUUCGAUUGCUUGAAUGCCAUUCCACUUUUUUUUACUACCCUGGAAACCUACAAUGCACUUCAUUCACAAAUAGAUUUUUAUAUUCACCCUGUGUUACAUCAGUAGAGAGCACACGUCUGUUCUGUAGUUAAUAGCUGUUAUGGAGGUGAAUUUGUGUUACUUCGUUCAAUGUGGUGGCGUUUUAGCCACCUGAAAAUAAACAUGAUGAGAUCCAAAGUCA
Scatophagus argus is the source of this 3885-nucleotide messenger RNA. It is a transcript of the gene rhbdf1b, whose product is annotated as rhomboid 5 homolog 1b (Drosophila). Gene Ontology annotation, molecular function: serine-type endopeptidase activity. The transcript is spliced from 20 exons. NCBI's taxonomy places the organism in Eukaryota, Metazoa, Chordata, Actinopteri, Scatophagidae. Gene Ontology annotation, biological process: regulation of epidermal growth factor receptor signaling pathway; regulation of protein secretion. Gene Ontology annotation, cellular component: endoplasmic reticulum membrane. The record is from RefSeq and is a predicted model, not a curated record. Bases 363 to 3074 code for a protein of 903 amino acids.